AUGUCUACCGAUCCGACUUAUGCUCCUUUUUUCGGAAUUAUGGGUGCCACGGCAUCAAUCGUCUUUUGUGCAUUUGGUGCGGCUUAUGGUACCGCUAAGUCCGGAGCUGGCAUCUGUUCAAUGGGUGUGAUGCGACCUGAGUCAAUCAUGAAGUCACUUGUGCCAAUUAUUAUGGCUGGUAUCGUCGCUAUUUACGGUUUAGUUGUUUCCGUUGUUAUUUAUGGAUUUGUAAGUCAGGCUGAUAUUACUGAUGACGUGUAUCUUAGAUCCCUCAAACAACUUGGUGCAGGACUUAGUGUAGGGCUUUGUGGUCUAGCGGCUGGAUUUGCUAUCGGUGUUGUGGGCGAUGCUGGUGUUCGAGGAGCUGCCCAACAACCUCGUCUUUUUGUUGGCAUGAUCUUGAUUCUCAUCUUUGCCGAAGUCUUAGGAUUGUACGGUCUCAUCGUGGCUCUUAUCCUCUGUAGCCAAUAA
This is a messenger RNA of Rodentolepis nana, 471 nucleotides long. NCBI's taxonomy places the organism in Eukaryota, Metazoa, Platyhelminthes, Cestoda, Cyclophyllidea, Hymenolepididae. The record is from the annotation of a GenBank genome assembly.